This is a messenger RNA of Colletotrichum fioriniae, 1197 nucleotides long. Lineage: Eukaryota; Fungi; Ascomycota; Sordariomycetes; Glomerellales; Glomerellaceae. The record is from RefSeq and is a predicted model, not a curated record.
AUGACUAUCCACCCCCUUGGCAAGUUUCACCGGUAUCUUUGGGAUGGCAAGUAUCGCAACUACGGCCUGAACCAUCAUCACUUCCCAGUCAAGCGCCUACUAGACCUCUAUAACUCUGGCACAUGGUCCGACAAAAAGGCGCAGAGAAAGUGGGAGCUCUAUAACAAGAGGAAUGACAGUCCUAAGCUGCCUUUCCAACUGUGGCGGUACCCGCCAUGGCAACCCGAGCGAAAGUCGAAGCUGCUUUCACCCUUCUCGAACAAGCAGCCGUGUAUGUAUAUCAAAGCUGACCCGGCGAUCAUGAUGCACGACUUUGGUCGUGAUGAGGGUCAAAUCGCCUGGUGUACAAUCAUGGGGAAGAAAGAAUGGACAUUGUCCGAGUGGAAGGAUGUGAGGAUCGGGAGGAGGCGAGACGUCUGUCUCAAGAACAACCUACACAGCCGGGACGGGGAAAUGUGUCAGUUGGCACCCUGGCCUACUCUCGACGACCUGCGAGAGACCUUGAACAGCCAGAUCGCGUUUUGGAAGACGGUCAUUCAGGCAAGAGACAGCGAUGCUUCCUUUGCCACGAGUCUCGGCCACUCAACUGGCGAUUACGAACGAUUCAUCAAGUUGCUUGGAAGGCCUGCCGAAGGAACCUUCACCUCACGCCCGGUAGAAUACGACAUGGACACAAUCUUUCGGUCCAAGUCAGGUACUCACCUGUUGAGAAGCCGCUGCAUUGUACCACCGACCCUAGCCAUCGACCUUCUAUGGCAUACACAUCGGCUUUACCCAGGUUCCUACUGGGUGUGGAGCUUUAGUGUUGCCAGGAGGCUCAUCGACUAUGAACAUGUCACUUCGGCCGCUGCAGCGGGCUUGUUUUUGAAAGAUACAAGGAUUGAGUGGACGAAGAAGUAUGGCACAGACUGUCCCAAAGAUCUCGUCAUGGAUGGGCCAGGAGGAGAGGGCUAUGUUCCCGAUGCAGCUGCCGUUCCACCUGGCCAUCCUGCCAAGAUAAAGGCAAAGUUUGUACUUGGUGGCACCAACCCUAUCAGGAAGAGAAAGAGGCGGACGAAGGGUGAGUAUUUUGUCUUUGAUGGGGUUUAUGUAUCUUUUGAUAGCGGAGAUUGCGGUGGAGGAGAUGGAGGCGGUGGCGGCGGGGACGGAGGAUGCGGUGGUGACGGUGGAGGUGGCGGUGGCGAUGGAGGAGGGUAG